Messenger RNA from Spodoptera littoralis (African cotton leafworm), 999 nucleotides. Lineage: Eukaryota; Metazoa; Arthropoda; Insecta; Lepidoptera; Noctuidae. The record is from the annotation of a GenBank genome assembly.
AUGGGACUGGGACUUACAAAACAAGUCCUCCCUGUCGAGCGCAUUUCUCAUCCAUCUGUGGCCCAAGUGGAGUGGCUAGUAGGUUGGUUAGAAAGGAAGCCCAGCUUGGCUAAAGGAUUCGCCAAAACUCCAAGCGGUAGGCUGGCAGCUAGUCAUGAGUGGGAUCGCAUCACAUUAAGACUUAAUAGUAUAAGAGGGACGCUGAAGUCGAAAAAACAGUGGCUUAAGUACUGGGCUGACAAAAAAAGUGCUGUAAAGAAGAAAGCUGCUGCACGUGCUGCUUUUAUAAGUAGUACAGGCAUGGUAAAGGUAGAAGAAGGUGAAACACCGCCACAGCUCUCUAAUAUAGAAGAGCGUAUCCUGGUGCUGAUGGGUGGUGAAGCAUUUAUUGCAGGCCACAGAAUGUUACAAAAUAUUAAGGUUGAACCUUCACAGGAUAGUGGCUCCAUUCGGGCACCAGUUACACAGUCCAGCGGCACCUGCCAUAGUUUAAGAGUGGUACCUCCAAACAAUCUUCUGGGCCCAGCAGCAACAGAAGCAGAAGUUACCACCACCUCGGAUCCCCUCAGGCUUAAUGACAGUUUUAUAAUUAACAUCACAAUUCCACCUCCAACACCUGCUGUCCAGGACCAGCAGCAGCAGUAUGUGCGUGCUAGAAGCGACACUGAGCAGCCAAUGUCUCCAGGCUCUCCUGCAACAAGACCUGUAUUAUCUAGGCUUUCAAGUCCAACACGAUCGCAUCGCAGAAUUUUGCAAGGCAUUAGAAGACGUCGCCAGGUGUCGCCAUCAUUGCAGCGACGUAACAACCUGUUAGACAUGACUGAUAAAUUCUUGCAGAUUGAGCAUCGGCGUUUGGAAAUAGAUAACAGAAUGGUUACUGUCAUGGAACGCAACAGUGAACGGGACCAUUUACUUGUGGAGGCAACUAAAACUAUGGGAGAGGGCUUAAAAGCUAUGGCCGAAGGCUUGAAAGCUCUGGCAGAAGCAAUUAAGCGAUAA